Messenger RNA from Coffea arabica (coffee), 1577 nucleotides. NCBI's taxonomy places the organism in Eukaryota, Viridiplantae, Streptophyta, Magnoliopsida, Gentianales, Rubiaceae. The record is from RefSeq and is a predicted model, not a curated record.
GGCCAGAGACGGUGAGUGGUGACAUAGGAAAUGAAGAGAGAAGGAAGGAUAGAUAAAGAAAGCCAGAGCCGUCUGGAAGAGUCCAAGUGCGAACCUCAUUUAACUCAAUGUUCACGCGCAUCUUUCCACUUCUUUGACGUUUUUACAACACUGCCCUUCAAAUCCUUGCAUUAUGGAUUAGGUUUUCAGCACUAGUGACUGUUCAGUUUUCACGCGCCUCUUUCCACUUCUUUGACGUUUCCGAGCGCCCCCCCUCAGUACUAGUAGUAGAGUCCACACUCCACAGGUUUCCGGCGCUCUUGUCGAAUUUCACUUUCCGUUCAUCGUCGCUUCAAAGAAUCGAAAAUAUCAAAGUCAUUGCAAUUAUUCUUGAUUUUUUCUUCCACUUCGGUUCUCUGUAAUUUCUUCAGGGAGCAUUUGAAGUCCUUAUAUCGUCAAAGAAGUUGUUGCCAGGGGCCUACUUUAACCCAGAUUUUAGCAACAGUGGUACGGCUUGCUGAAGGGGACCUGCUGUAACUCAGAUUUCAGCAACGGCGGUAGGGCUUGCUGAGGGGUAGUGCUUGAUUAUUGUGCCAUGUUACAACACGUGUAGCAAAGAAACCACUAUACAAGUUUUUCAAUAGCUGAGAAUUUUAUGAACAUAAGCAUAAAAAAGGAAACAUAAACGUUACCAAGCGACCCCUCAGUGAUUGGCAGCAGCGAAAUGUUGCUACUUCUGGCUCCCACCUCCCUCUUCUUUUUGGUUUUAGUCCGCAAUCUGCAGUGCAGUAAUGAGCUCCGAGAGAAACCCCAGGAUAAGUCAAACAUUUGGAGGAGAGUUAGAGUUUCUUAAAACCACGGCUGCCUUCAAUAUCCGGUUCAAACAUUAUUAGACUUCUAAACCCGAGUGUUGCUCACUGGACCGAAGCGGCCUGACUUAUAAGUCAUAACAUGCUCCCUCAGCAGUCAGCACUCACACUAUAAAGUUUAGGGCUUGGUUUAUCACAGCAGAAGCAGGCAGAUUCCUUGCUCUAGUUUUCGUUCAAUCAUCUUUCAAGAAUCGUCGUUUUAACAGGGCCCUAAUCAUGAGGAGGUAUAGUCCACCAUAUUACAGUCCUCCAAGGAGAGGAUAUGGAGGUCGACCUAGAAGCCCUCUAAGAAGGGGCUAUGGUGGAGAGCGUGGUAGGCGUAAAGAGCAAAAUCAUGGAAGUCUUUUGGUUCGAAACAUUCCUUUGGAUUGCAGGCCAGAAGAACUUCGAGUUCCCUUUGAAAGAUUUGGAUUAGUCAGGGAUGUCUACCUUCCAAAGGACUAUUAUACAGGGGAACCUCGUGGCUUUGCUUUUGUGCAGUUCGUUGAUCCCUAUGAAGCUGCAGAGGCUCAAUAUCAAAUGAAUGGACAGAUUUUUGCUGGUAGGGAGAUAUCUGUAGUUGUUGCUGCUGAGACUAGAAAAAGGCCUGAAGAGAUGCGCAGAAAAGCUAGGACUGGUGGACCUGUAGGCUAUGGGGUACGACGGUCAUCUUACUAUGGUAAGUUGUGGAUCAACAUUGACGUAUUUCUCUUCUACUAACAAGAUUUUCUCCCUUUGAUUAUAUAUCUG